Capronia epimyces CBS 606.96 is the source of this 894-nucleotide messenger RNA. RefSeq names its product gluconate 5-dehydrogenase. Gene Ontology annotation, molecular function: oxidoreductase activity. The transcript has a single exon. The coding region runs from base 1 to 894 and encodes 297 amino acids. The record is from RefSeq and is a predicted model, not a curated record. Lineage: Eukaryota; Fungi; Ascomycota; Eurotiomycetes; Chaetothyriales; Herpotrichiellaceae.
AUGUCUGCCAACCCACAGAAUCAAUCCUUCACGCUCGACAAACUGUUCGAUGUCUCUGGGAAGGUCGCUCUGAUCACCGGGGCUGGCAGUGGCAUUGGGCUGAUGGCCACCCAAGCACUGGCAACGAACGGGGCCAAAGUUUACAUCUGUGGACGAACCGAGGAGAAGCUUGAGCGUGUCGUCGAGGUCUACGGCAAGGGCAUUCGAGGCUCCAUCAUCCCAAUCACGGCUGACGUGAGCAAGAAGGAGGAGAUCAAGAAACUCGUCAACCAUAUCUCUGAACGAGAGAAGUGCCUGUGUAUCCUGAUCAACAAUGCUGGCAUCGAGUUGCACACACAGCAGGUUGAGGCCAAAUCUGCGGAAGAAAUGUCCAAGAAUCUGUUCGACGACCCGAACGAGACCUUUGAGAUGUGGACCGACACCUAUCGCACUAACGUGCCGCAGCUAUUCUUCAUGACUACGGCAUUCCUGCCUUUGCUCCAGGCUGCGCACAAGCACAACGACAACUUCUCAGGCACGGUCAUCAACAUCUCCAGCAUUAGCGGCAUCGUCAAGACAUCCCAGCACCAUUUCGCCUACAAUGCCUCUAAAGCAGCCGCGAUCCACUUGACCACAAUGUUGGCCAACGAGGUUGCCCAGAAUGGCCUCAAGAUCCGCAUCAACAGUAUUGCGCCCGGCGUGUUCCCUAGUGAAAUGACAGCCUCAGAGAGUGACGACCAACAAAAGUCCCAGAUUCCUCGAGAGAAGUACGAAGAGAAAGUCCCGGCAAGACGCCCGGGCGAAGAUCGAGAUAUGGCGAAUGCGGUACUCUUCGCAUGCUCGAACCAGUACCUCUCAGGCGCUACCAUUGUUCUAGAUGGAGGUUACGUCUUGAGUGCAGGUAGUGGCCCGUAG